AUGUGACUAGGAAGUGGAGACUGAGUUUAAGCCUGCUUUUUGUAUCGGUGGUUUAUUCAGUAAAGCGACUGACAGGAUGCUCAUUGGGGCCGGUGUUGCUCUAGUUGUUGCUCUGGGAGCACUCUGGACAUUCAGAGAGGAAAGAGAAGACUGUAAUGAGAAGUGGAUCAACUUCAGUAAAUACGGACUGAAGUAUGAUCUCGAAACAAAGCUGUACGGGCAGCAUGUCGCUGCUCAGGUUAUCCUGAAAACUGUCACAGGCUUCAUGAAUAAUGAAAACCCAAAGAAACCGCUGGUUCUGUCCUUCCACGGCUCGACCGGGACCGGGAAGACCUUUGCGAGCCAGCUUAUAGCGAAAAAUAUUUACAAAAAAAAGACGAUUAGCAGCUUUGUUCAUCUGUUUUCAGUGACAGCACACUUUCCUCACAAGGAGAAAAUUGACACGUACAAGACGCAGUUACAGGAGUGGAUACGAGGGAAUGUUUCCAACUGCCCUCGUUCGAUGUUCAUCUUUGAUGAAAUGGAUAAAAUGCAUCCAGGACUGAUUGACAUUAUAAAACCUUACCUGGACUUCUCAGACAACCUGGACAGAGUGUUGUACAAAAAGGCCAUCUUCAUCUUCCUCAGCGAUGCUGGGGGUGUGAAGAUCAAUGAGGUGACUAUGAAAUUCUGGAGGGAUGGUAGAGAACGAGAGGAGAUCCAGCUGAAGGAUAUUGAGAAGGAACUUUCACAGUCUGUCUUCAACAACGAAGACAGUGGUUUAAGGCACACUAGUUUAAUUGAUAAGAAACUGGUGGAUUUCUUCGUGCCGUUUCUUCCUCUGGAGUACAAGCACUUUAUUCAGUGUGGUUUGGCUGAGAUGGCCAGACAGGGUCUCCCCCCAGAUAACAGUGCGAUUAAAAGAUUGGCUGAUGAACUAACCUUCUUCCCUAAAGAGGAGCGCGUCUUCUCGGACCAGGGCUGUAAACUCAUUGCUAACAAAUUGCCUUUCUUUAUAUAACACACAGAAAAAACAUCUCCAAUCUGUCAUUCGUCAUCAUUUAAAUUAAAUAUGUAACACAAAACACACCUGUGUUACGGGUCCCGGGCUUGGAACACGUAAGUAGAUUAAAAGUACCUGAAUUGUCAGGAGAAACAAAAGCACAGGCAAACUUCAGUGUCUUUCCGCAGGCGGAGCUUGAUAGUGUCUCUUUAUUAACAUUAACAUCAUAGUAACAGUGUAAUAUUGAAAUCUUUUUCAGUGUUUUCACAGCUAGCCCAUUUAGUUGUAAUCAAGUCAAGUCAAGUCAUCUUUAUUUAUAUAGCGCUUUAAACAAAAAAGAUUGCGUCAAAGCAACUGAACAACAUUAAUUAGGAAAACAGUGCGUCAAUAAUGCAAAAUGACAGUUAAAGGCAGUUCAUCUUUGAAUUCUGUGAUAUCAUCAUUCAGCUCAUCUCAGUUUAAAUAGUAUCUCUGCAAUCAUUUGCAAUUAAGUCAACGAUAUCGCUGUAAAUGAAGUGUCCCCAACUAAGCAAGCCAGAGGCGACAGCGGCAAGUAACCAAAACUCCAUCAGUGAGAGAAUGGAGAAAAAACCUUGGGAGAAAGUUGUUGUAAUCACAAAUCACGUUUCAUAUGAUCAAAAAUACAGUUUUGUAAAAUGCUUUUGUAUUUGUUUACAAAAAUAAAAUUUUCAAAUGUG
Cyprinus carpio (common carp) is the source of this 1680-nucleotide messenger RNA. Its product is annotated as torsin-1A-like. The record is from RefSeq and is a predicted model, not a curated record. Gene Ontology annotation, cellular component: endoplasmic reticulum lumen; endoplasmic reticulum; nuclear envelope. NCBI's taxonomy places the organism in Eukaryota, Metazoa, Chordata, Actinopteri, Cypriniformes, Cyprinidae. Gene Ontology annotation, biological process: protein localization to nucleus; nuclear membrane organization. Gene Ontology annotation, molecular function: ATP hydrolysis activity; ATP binding; kinesin binding.